UUCAGGAAUAGUCUGUGACUCCACUAGCUCCUCUCUGAUUUCUGUGCAAAACAACACCUCAGAAGGGUAAUGGAGGAUGAAGAAGGAUAUAUGGCUAUCGACCUAGCACAAAGGGAUGCUUACAUGCAGCCCACCUCACAAAAGAUGCAAGAUUCCACCACCAAAUGCCAGUGCUGGAAAAUCACAUUAGGGGCUUCUCUGACGCUGAGCAUUGUUCUGAACGCGACCCUGAUCACUCUUCUUAUACUUUUCCAGGUGAGAGACUCCCAAGACUGUUCUUGUCAAGGAAACCCUCCCAAUUCAUGUGGCUGGGCUUCGGGCAGCUCAACAGCCUAUGUGACUCUGAAUCCAGCCACUGCCCACCGCCGACUCGUCCUGUCCACAGAUCUGAAAACCGUGACCUGGGGAAAGGAAGAGAUGAGCCUUCCCAACAAUACAGAGAGAUUUGAUCAGCGUGUUUGGGUGCUGGGCCGUGAAGGAUUCCUCUCCGGGAAACACUGCUGGGAAGUUGAAGUGAAGGGGGAUGGCGAAUGGGCUGUAGGGGUUGCCAAGGAGUCUCUGAAGAGAAAAGGAUUACCAGAUUUUAGCCCCGCUGAGGGGAUCUGGGCCAUCGGGGAGUACUGGGGGGUCGGCAACUAUCGGGCUUUCACUUCUCCUCAGCCUACACAACUAUUCUUUGACAAGAAGCCCCGCAGAAUACGUGUCUCUCUGGACUACACUCAAAGACAAGUAGAAUUUUUCAAUCCUGAAACCAAGAAGUCAAUCUAUACUUUCUCUUCAGCUGCUUUUUCUGGGGAAAAGAUAUACCCCUGGUUCCGAGUGUGGGACGGAACAGAACUCACCUUGCAUCCCUGAGACACCAAAAUCAAUACUAAAGAAGCCCUUCUACAACUUCCUAAGCUUUAUGAUCUUGGAGGCCUCAUGCAUUAUCUCUUCUUGGAGGCCUCAUGGCAGAGGUCUUGGACAUCACCUAUUAUCUGGUCUUUUUAACUGGUGAUGCUGGGGAUUGAACCUGAGACUUUCUGCGUGCCAAGCAGAUGCUGUACCACUGAGCCAUGACCUGUUGGUGAGAGAGUAAUCUUGUAUAGAGAAAGAGAAUGUGUGUGUGGAAAAUGCAUGG
Gekko japonicus is the source of this 1120-nucleotide messenger RNA. RefSeq names its product tripartite motif-containing protein 7-like. Gene Ontology annotation, molecular function: protein binding. The transcript has 4 exons. Bases 70 to 855 code for a protein of 261 amino acids. NCBI's taxonomy places the organism in Eukaryota, Metazoa, Chordata, Lepidosauria, Squamata, Gekkonidae. The record is from RefSeq and is a predicted model, not a curated record.